GCACUGAAGAUCCAAUUCUUUUGUUUUCCAGGAUGCGUUACGUUGCAGCUUACCUUCUAGCGGUCCUCGGUGGCAACGAGUCUCCCACGUCAAAGGACUUGAAAAAGAUCCUCGACAGUGUUGGCAUUGAGGCGGAUGAUGAACGCAUGAACAAGGUUAUUAGUGAGCUGAAUGGAAAAAACAUUGAGGAUGUCAUUGCUCAGGGUAAUGGAAAACUUGCCAGCAUGCCAGCUGGGGGAGCUGUGGCAGUCUCUGCUGCUCCUGCGGCUGCUGCUGCCCCUGCUGCCGCUGAGGAGAAGAAAGAAGAAAAGAAGGAGGAAUCUGAAGAAUCUGAUGAUGACAUGGGAUUUGGCCUAUUUGAUUAAUUGUUUGUUAUAGAGAAAAUAUUAAAAUUCUUUGUUU
This is a messenger RNA of Phaethon lepturus (White-tailed tropicbird), 402 nucleotides long. It is a transcript of the gene RPLP2, whose product is annotated as ribosomal protein, large, P2. Gene Ontology annotation, molecular function: structural constituent of ribosome. Gene Ontology annotation, cellular component: ribosome; cytosolic large ribosomal subunit. The transcript has 4 exons. Lineage: Eukaryota; Metazoa; Chordata; Aves; Phaethontiformes; Phaethontidae. The record is from RefSeq and is a predicted model, not a curated record. Gene Ontology annotation, biological process: cytoplasmic translational elongation. The coding region runs from base 33 to 365 and encodes 110 amino acids.